Molecule: messenger RNA, 1528 nt
Organism: Aspergillus calidoustus
Lineage: Eukaryota; Fungi; Ascomycota; Eurotiomycetes; Eurotiales; Aspergillaceae
Source: the annotation of a GenBank genome assembly
AUUAGAAGUGAAAGUGGUCAGUCGCUUGCUAUCAUGUCUUCAGACCUCGUUCCGGCGCUCCCCCCGCCACCGGGGAAGGUAUCCAACUUUGUAAACCCAACAAACUGCGCUGCAAAGUUCAUUGCUGUCAAUGCCGUCUUUCUACCCAUCGCCUUGACUGCGUUGGGUAUUCGUAUAUGGACACGGGCUUUUAUCGCCCGCGGUUUUCGUUGGGACGAUGCGUUGAUGAUAGUCUCAUUUGUCAUGUCAAUCGUUUUGAGCGCUGUGACGCUGGAUAUGCUCAACUGGGGCCUGGCAGUACACAUGUGGGAUGUCCCUACCAGUGAUAUCUCGCCCAUGUUUAUGAAGCUCAACCUCGUUGCCGCCAUCGUCUACUGCGCCGGCACUGGAUUUCUCAAGGUGUCGGUGCUGCUGUUCUAUACGCGCAUUUUUCCGAGUCGCAACUUCCACAUCGCCAUCUGGAUUCUCGUAUUCAUUGCAGCUGGUUACAACAUUGCAAGUGUGCUGGCCAAUGUGUUUAGCUGCAAUCCGAUUGCGAAGAGUUGGGACCUGAGCAUCACUCAUGGGACAUGCAUGAACCGGCCGGUGUUUUACUUUGCCAACGCUGGACUGGGCAUUUUCACCGACUUUGCCACUGUCUUGGUUCCAGUACCAUGGCUGCGAAGACUGCAGAUGCCACUGCGGCAGAAGAUUGCUGUCGGGGCUAUCCUGGCAAUGGGAUGCUUUGUCGGUGUCGUUAGCUGCGUCCGUCUUUCUAGUCUCUACACACUCCAGAACAGCACCGACUUGACAUGGACCACCACCAACGCACUCAUGUGGUGUGUGAUCGAACUCAAUUUAGGAAUCACCGGCGGCUGCGUCACUGUUAUGCGACCGUUUGUGCGCCGCUACUUCCCCCGCCUCCUGGGCCUGUCGUCGAACAGCAGUGGAAAUGGCUAUUCCUCUCGAACAAAGUCGCAUUCUCACCCCCUCCACUCCUUCCCACGCGACGAGCAGCCCGACUUCUCCGGCCACCGGCACAAAUACUCAGCAGCUCUCAAGUCCGGCCCAGACAACUCGAGCGAAGAGCUCAUCCUCGCCGGUACACCACCGGGGAAGGAGCUGGAUGGGAUCAUUCGAACAGUAGAGUUUGACAUCAAGAAGACGGUAGGGCCGUCGUAGCUUGCGCCGGCUCGUCGGUCGAGAUGACGUCGGAUGAUAUUGAUUUAGCGAUUUCUUUCAUACCACAUAUAGUCUUCAGCAAUAAUAGUAAUUAACCCCUCGAACCGCCACGUGCCCGACUGACCCGGCACACUGGAAGCUGCAUCCUUGGCCGGAGGUUUAUCGCAGCCACAACCUCUGCCGAACUGAAAGGGGCAUGAAGAAGACCAGCUCUGCCAAUGACGGAGCGAGGCCUGCGCCCGCACGGUGCCGAGGGUGGAAGCAUCUCCACGGCACUAUUCAAGUGUCGGCGCACUAGCGGCGAACUAGCCCUGAAGAUUUGAGAAAGCAGCGUCUUUGCUCCACCACCUUACAAAUGCAACGGAAC